Molecule: messenger RNA, 720 nt
Organism: Mizuhopecten yessoensis (Yesso scallop)
Lineage: Eukaryota; Metazoa; Mollusca; Bivalvia; Pectinida; Pectinidae
Product: mucin-1-like
Exons: 2
Coding region: 1-720 (239 amino acids)
Source: RefSeq, a predicted model, not a curated record
AUGGUGAUAUGGCUGGUGGCCGAGAUAGGCGCCGGUGGAGUGGACGGGUAUCGGGGUGGGGGUGGGAGUGGUGAAGUCGAUACCCAGGGUAUGCUGAUCCCCUAUGUUGAGGAACAGAGGACCGCCGGGUUUAGUCCAGGACAGUUUGUUUCGAGCGUCCCUCUUAGUACUCCUGGUUGUGGUGGUGCGUCCACGCCAGGUGGGGAACAGAGGACCGCCGGGGUUAGCCCAGGACAGUUCGCUUCGAGCGUCCCUCCUAGUACUCCAGGUUGUGGGGGUGCGUCCACGCCGGUUGAGGAACAGAGGACCGCCGGGGUUAGCCCAGGACAGUUCGCUUCGAGCGUCCCGCCUAGUACUCCUGGUUGUGGUGGUGCGCCCACGCCAGUUGAGGAACAGAGGACCGCCGGGUUUAGCCCGGGGCAGUUCGCUUCGAGCGUCCCUCCUAGUACUCCAGGUUGUGGUGGUGCGCCCAGGCCGGUUGAGGAACAGAGGACCGCCGGGUUUAGCCCAGGACAGGGGGGUUCGAGCGUCCCUUUUAGUACUCCUGGUUGUGGUGGUGCGUCCACACCAGCUGAGGAACAGAGGACCGCUGAGUUUAGCCCAGAACAGUCUGUGUCAACUCACUUGACCAAUGUUAGGGAGAUGCUGGAGAUGGAGGUGGUGACCGAGGUCCCAAGACCCGUUAACAAAAUACCGGUAGAGUCACACAAAUCCACCUAG